AUGGUGCAAUCAUUUAGUAAAUACGGUCGGAGUACACACAUUAAAGCCGACGUGAUUAUUCUAGGAUGCAGCCUUCCAGGUAUAGUUACCGCUCACAAGCUGAAGAAGAAAUUCGGAAACUCUAUGGAAAUAGUUGUACUCGAUUUAGCUGGAACAAGAAAAACCGACUCAAAGUGUAACGUGGCGUUUCAAUCUGAGGACACUGAUGAGGAGAAAACGGAGUACAUAUGCGACCAAACAGCAAAGCAGAAGCUGGAAAAUGUCGCUAGAUAUUACUUAGCUCUUUACUCUAAAGAAUUCAACAUUCCUCUUCCAGACGCAAUCGUAUCUCCAAACUACAUGGAGACACAUCUCACUAAACUUUUCGAAUGCAGCAACGGUAGCAUCGUAGAAUGUGCCAACAACUUCUAUGAUUUCGACUAUCUGAAUUUCCUAGAGAAGUUUGAACUAAAUCAAUAUCAAAACUUUCUAGACCAGAACAUGAAAAGCCUUUUCCAAACGAAUAAAGUUGACGACGACUCCGAGAGAAUAUGCUUAUUGUACUACGAUCAGACGACCAUGGAGGAAGAUUUAUGCGCUGCGUUAAUCUUUGGCGCAUCAAGAGAUAUAAUGCGUCUUACUGUUAGACUAGUAUGCGGUGAAAACGCGAAUGUAGUGUCCGUAUUAUUCUACUUACACCAAUGUUAUAGGAGCAGUAGUUCGAGGAAUCAUUUAGAUGGAGAUAAUACCAGGUUUCGUGAAAAGUUACUUGGCUUUUGUAGAAAACGACUGACGACGAAACUUCAGCAGAGCGUAGCAAAUAUCACGUACCCCGCGAAAACGAUAAAGGAAAUCCGUUCAUACUCUGAUGAAAAGGUCAUUCUUAAUGGAAUCAAAGGGGAAACGAGCUACAUUUGUAGUUCCCUCGCAAUGGCGUUAAGACCUGAUCAACUUAAAAACAUACAGAUGGGUCCUGAUCUACUGUCCAAGCGGGAUUUUGAGAUGACGUCCAAAAUGUGUCCUGGAAAAGCGAAGAAAUUUGUGAUCCAAUACGAAGAUCAUUUUUGGAGACAAUACGGCUACAGCGGAGACAUCCUCAGCCUUCGAGGACCGAUAAUCUGGGCGACAGAACGACCAAAAAUGUCGACAACCGGCAGCCAGGAAAAAUAUGCCGCUCUCGUGGGGUACUUGAAGGUUAAGGAUAAUUUGACGAAUAGGAAAGAAGCAGUGAUAGAACAAUUGAUUCGUUUAUUUGGAGAGGAAGCAAAUAAUUUGGUCAGCUAUAAGGAAACUGAUAUUGAAGAUGUGUUUGUCCCGCGUUGCGGUGAUUAUAUUGCGCUGAGAAGAUUAACAAGAACCAUUAAUUCUACACUUCUGGAAUGGGGUGCGUUGGAUGUCUUCGCUGAUGGUGAUGUAGCUGCGGCUUUAGAAGCUGGACACACCGCCUACCUGCAUUUGCUGAAUUGUCUUCGUCCACAAGCCCAGACGUAUGAGGACUUAUCCGCAGCUGAGUGGCCGACGUUAUUGGCUGAAAACGGACUUUCCAAGUGGAUAGCAGGAAUAAAUAUUGUGAAGGGAAUACGGCUAACUGUUUAUACAAGUCUGUUUUAUGUAGGUUUUCGUUUAUUGCGGUCUUAUAUACGAAAGUGA
Molecule: messenger RNA, 1629 nt
Organism: Leptosia nina
Lineage: Eukaryota; Metazoa; Arthropoda; Insecta; Lepidoptera; Pieridae
Source: the annotation of a GenBank genome assembly